AUGGCCACCAUGGGAGCCCCAGGGGUGGCAGGACGGGGACCAGCCUCCUCCCAAUCCCUCUCGGUGCCAUUGCAGAGCGGGAUCAACGCCCACGUCAGGAACACCUACAACCAGACGGCUCUGGACAUCGUCAACCAGUUCACCACCAGCCAGGCCAGCAAGGAGAUCAAGCAGAUGCUGCGGGACGCCUCCGCAGCCCUGCAGGUGCGGGCCGUCAAGGAUUACUGCAACAACUACGACCUGACCAGCCUGAACGUGAAAGCCGGGGACGUCAUCACCGUGCUGGAGCAGCACGCGGACGGGCGAUGGAAGGGCUGCAUCCACGACAACCGCACCGGCAACGACCGCGUGGGAUACUUCCCCUCCAGCCUCGUGGAGGCCAUAAGCAAACGAACAGGCAAAUAACCCCCCUAGACCCCCAGCCCCGGGGAGCCCAUCCUGGCUUGGUGGGGACGGGGCUGUGGGGCUGCAGAGGUGAAGGCAAAGCGGGGUGAUGCCCCUCAUGCAUGUGGGGUCGGUGUCCCCGCCAUGGGCAUGGGGACGGUGCCCAAAGUGUGUGGGGUCAGUGUUCUCGUGGUGCCUGUGGGGCUGCUGCUCCCAUUGUGUGUGCAGGGUCCGUGUUCCCGUGGUGUCUGUGGGGUCGGUGCUGGCAGCCCUGGGGUGUUUGGGGUCAAACCCCUUGGGCUGGGGGAGGCGUUUGAGGUGCUGGGAGGUUGGUGCAUGAGGAGACCCAGGGUGUCACUGUGGUUUGGGGGACAGGCACAGCAGUGGGGUGGCAGGAGCUGGUGCUCAGGGUCUGUGCACGGGCUGGGCAGCAUGAGCUGAUGCUGCCACACAGAGAGCGUCUUUCCAGCCAGGGCCAUCUCAGGGAUCGGCCCUGCUCCCUGCCCUGUGGCUGCCUGUUCCCAUCCCCAUUGCCAUCAUCAUCCCUUCAGGCUCCUGGGGGCGUCUGCAGCCCCCCUGGGCUGUGCCCUCUGCCAGGAGAGCCCCAAUGGGGCUGGUGCCUCUGCAGGCAGCACUGAAAGGCCCCACAUCAACCAUCUCACCCCAGCCCUGGGACUGGAUCCUGGGGGCAGCCACACCAUGGGGCCAUGGGCAGGGAAUGGUGGCACUUGUCUCAGAAGAGUGACAGCACAAGUGGCUGCAAGGCAACUCACAGUGUCCCUGGAGGCACCUGGUGCUGGACAGGCAGUGUCAGAGCCACCCUCCAGGCAUGGGUUGUGUGCCAGUAGCAGAGAUGCCAUCCAUGUCUCCUGGGCUGAGCUCUGCGGCUCCU
This is a messenger RNA of Zonotrichia albicollis (white-throated sparrow), 1276 nucleotides long. The record is from RefSeq and is a predicted model, not a curated record. NCBI's taxonomy places the organism in Eukaryota, Metazoa, Chordata, Aves, Passeriformes, Passerellidae.